Hemibagrus wyckioides is the source of this 3943-nucleotide messenger RNA. RefSeq names its product oxysterol binding protein-like 2a (gene osbpl2a). The record is from RefSeq and is a predicted model, not a curated record. Gene Ontology annotation, cellular component: cytosol; membrane; intracellular membrane-bounded organelle. The transcript is spliced from 14 exons. Gene Ontology annotation, molecular function: cholesterol binding. The coding region runs from base 209 to 1615 and encodes 468 amino acids. Lineage: Eukaryota; Metazoa; Chordata; Actinopteri; Siluriformes; Bagridae.
UGUCAAUCAACGAUAGAACCGCCCCUUUCCGCAAGCCUAUAGGUUCCAUCACCUGUCAGUAAUCUUGUCCUUGCGCAAUAACGCCCGCCCUUAUGUGAGUCUUCCAAACUGGACGCUUGCUCUCUAUAUACUGAUGGAAUAAAAAGCAGACUUUUGCUUCGGAGGAACGAUGCUCUCUCACUGACGACAUCAUAACUAACUGUCCAUCAUGAACAGCGAAGAGGAGUUUUAUGAUGCAGAGACAGGUUUGGAAUCAGAUGACUCCUGUGAAGUCAGCUUUAAAGAUGCCCCUGGAUUCGAGAGCAAACGGGCAUCUAAUGGCUGUGUGCGAUCCGAGAAUGGAGUGUGGAAACAAAGGACAACCCUCCCCGCCCCUAUGUUCUCCAGACAUGACUUCAGUAUUUGGGGCUUCCUGAAGAAAUGCAUUGGCAUGGAGCUGUCCAAAAUAACUAUGCCGGUGGUUUUUAAUGAGCCACUGAGCUUUCUUCAGAGACUUACAGAAUACAUGGAACACACUUACCUCAUUCAUAAAGCUUGCACACUAUCUGAUUCUAUAGAGCGUAUGCAGUUUGUUGCUGCAUUCGCAGUAUCUGCUGUGGCCUCACAGUGGGACAGAACUGGAAAACCUUUUAAUCCUUUACUGGGAGAGACCUAUGAGCUCAUAAGGGAAGAUGAUGGAUACCGGUUGAUCUCGGAGCAGGUUAGUCACCAUCCUCCAAUCAGUGCUUUUCACAGUGAAUCACUCAUCCAGGACUUUCAGUUUCAUGGCUCAAUCUAUCCCAAGCUGAAGUUUUGGGGCAAAAGCGUAGAAGCAGAGCCCAAAGGAACUAUGACACUAGAGCUAUCAAAGCACAAAGAGGCAUACACCUGGACAAACCCUAUGUGCUGUGUGCACAAUGUAAUCAUAGGCAAAUUGUGGAUUGAACAAUAUGGAACAGUAGAGAUCAUCAACCACAGCACUGGGGAAAAGUGUGUGCUCAAUUUUAAGCCUUGCGGUAUGUUUGGCAAAGAACUGCACCGGGUAGAAGGUCAUAUCCAGGACAAGAGUAAGAAGAAGCGGCGGAUUAUCUACGGAAAGUGGACAGAAUGCCUGUAUGCCAUAGAUCCGAAGGUCUAUGAAACCAACAAGAAGACCGAAAAGAAGAGUGGAGAUUCUAAGAAACACAAGCAGGAGCUGAAUACUGGUAAUGCUGCUGAUGAUGCUGAUGAAAUGCCAGAGGUUCAGGAGACGGUUACUAUGAUACCUGGAAGUACAUUACUGUGGAGAAUAACUCCACGACCUGCACACUCAGACCAGAUGUAUAAUUUCACCAGCUUUGCCAUGAUGCUCAAUGAACUGUCUCCUGGCAUGGAGGGAGUCCUAGCACCUACAGACUGCCGCCUUCGACCGGACAUAAGAGCAAUGGAAAAUGGAGACAUAGACACUGCAAGUCAAGAGAAGGAGAGGCUGGAGGAGAAGCAGAGAGCUGCACGCAGAGAACGUGCUAAAGAUGAAGAGGAGUGGUCCACCAGAUGGUUUCAGCAGGGCACAAAUCCUUAUACAAGAACCUCAGACUGGAUCUACAGAGGUGGCUACUUUGACAGGAAGUACUCUGACCUCCCUGAUAUCUACUGAAUGGCUGGGAAAAGAACAAGGGGUUUGGUAUACCUCCGGUCUCUCCAUCACCCGGUCCUUAUCAUUUAUCUACUCACAAAAAGCCUUUAUUUUUUAUAUAUAUUUUUUUUCAGCUAUCAAAAUGUGAGACAGAUGAAUGGUUUACUGAACUGAGUAACAAAACCUCUCCUUCCUACAUUGCAGCCAAAUCUUUAUAUUGGAAAUCUGAAACCCAGAACUCAAUACGACUGAAUUUAUUUAAUUAUUUUGAAAUGUAAGAAAUGACUGAAAUGUAAGUUGUUGUUUUUUGUUCCCCCCCCCAUGUAAUUUACUUUUAUAGUAAAACAAUGGAUAAGGCUAAGUACAUGUGUAGUGAAUAAUGCACAAAUUGUUGCCCACCUUAUAAUAUAUCAUGCUUGUUAUACUCAGGUGUUUUAUGGGUACACGGUAUUACUGAUGGCAGUAGUGCAUUAACAGCAGUGGAGAUUUAUGAGACUUUUAACUAUUUAUGAUCAGACUAAUGCAACUAUAUCAUUACUAUGAUAGCUAAUACCUUGUCCAGAAAUGUGAUUUCUUUAAGUGUAAGCAACACUUUGGGAUUUCCAGUAAAACAAUUACUGCAUUUAGAAUUUAUUUAAUAGAUUCACUAGAUGGGUGAUUAAUAUAUCCAGAAGUAAUAAGUCCCAUUAUUAUCUUUCAGGCAGAACUUCUGUUUGUCUUCAUAGAUACACAGGAGUUUACCAUAAGUUGCAUGUUCAUUCCUCACAUGCAUGCUUUAUGACUAGUCAAAUAUAAAAGCUGCUUAUUGACCAUGUUUACUUUAUAAAUGAAGAGUUUUAAUGGUAUGGAAACUAGUUAACACCUUUCAACAGCAGAUAAGUCUAGUGUAUUCUUAUAUUGAGGAUUUUAAGUUGAUUACGGUUGCCAAAGUGACUCUCCUUAUUGCGGAAAUUAAAGCCAUAAAACUCAUCAGGACUGCAUGUGUGUGUUCAGACAGUCUCGCACACUUAUGCACAGGCUUCAUUGAAAGGAAAUGGGUGCUAUAGAAGUUUUCAGCACUAGUUACUAAAGAAUGUUGUACCUUAACAUAUAAUCAAAAUGUGCAAAGUACUCAACUGCUGCUUGUUAGAGCCUGAACAAAACAUGUUUAUUACUAAUAGGUGUGUGUGGUUCUGUGAGUCAGAAAAAAUGGUGAACGGGAAUGGUGUACUUACAACAAGGUAUUUCAGAUGAUACUUUUAUCUCAUACUGUGCAUCUCUCCCUCUCCUACUCUCUUGCACACAAACACAGACGAACUAAUCUAUGCAAACAUUCAUCAGAAUGUAAAUUGUAUCUUCAGAAGAUGUAAUUUGACAUCCUUUUGCAACUGUAUUGAGAAUGUUUGGUAUAUUCCACUGGAAUCCAACUUUGCAAACAAAGGGCUGGUGUUUUUGUCCUAUCUAAAUGACUCUGUAUACAUAUAGUCUUGGUUCCACCCAGUCUUUCCAGGAUGUUCACACAUUGUCACAUUUUAGAUUGAGAUACUUUUUUGUUGUAUCCCACACUGGCCCUUUGUAAAGAGUGAACUUUACUGGGUGUUUGCUUAGAUUUGUAAACAGUUUUUGGCCAUUUUUGGCAACAUUCUUGGCCUGAACGUUUACUGAUCUAUGUUCUGAUGGAUUCAACUGCAUUUCACCAUAACAAUUAGUUGCUUACCAAAUAAUGUGUGUGUAGCAGCUUAUUAUACAUGUUCCAUGUGAUUGCGAUAUCCUUUACCCGAACCUACAUGGGAGAAGUAGGUCAUUCAGUAUAUUGUGGCAGGUUUCAAAAUGAACCAUUUGUAUUCAGUCAUAUAUUAUUGUAUUUUACUGUAAUUUAUGUGACCGUUAAAUGAUUGGGUUAUAUAUUAUAUAAAUAUAAUUCUAUACGGUUAUUAUUCAUCAGUCAUAAAAUGCCACUGAUCUAAUGUGAAAUUAAGAAAGUGUUAUAAUGUGAAAUUCACAAGGUUAAUGUUACAAUGAACAUGUGCCAGGUCCCACAGUGUGCAGCUACAUAAAGCAAACAUUGUUGAUAUGGUAAAUGAAGCAGAUGGAAGCAUGUUGUCACUAAUACAUAACAACACUGUAUGUGAAGUUUUAUAGAUCGUAACCAUAUGUAGGUUCCACUGAACAGAAUACACCAAAUGACCUAUGUAGGCUUUAUAUAGUUGCACUUAAUAUUACUUUUCUUAUAUAUUUUGUAUAGCUCAUAUUAAUUGUCACUUGUGACACUUAGGUUGUCUAACAUUAUGUAAAUCCGGUCCUUCAAAAUGUAGCAAUAUUAAAUGUAAAAAAAAUAGCAAAUACAAUUAAAUAAAUUCCUGUGAAUAC